Molecule: messenger RNA, 1422 nt
Organism: Arabis nemorensis
Lineage: Eukaryota; Viridiplantae; Streptophyta; Magnoliopsida; Brassicales; Brassicaceae
Source: the annotation of a GenBank genome assembly
AUGUAUCUUGCAAUCAUAUUCCUCUUCAUCAGCUCCAUUCUUCUUUCUCUCCUAUUCCUUCUUAAAAAAUAUUUAUCAAACUUCUCGUAUCCCAAUCUUCCUCCGGGAAAGAUCGGCUUUCCCUUAAUCGGAGAGAGUUUUUCCUUCCUCUCUGCCGGCCGUCAAGGCCAUCAAGAGAAGUUCAUUACUGACCGAGUUGGUCGCUUCUCCUCAGAUGUAUUCAAGACCCACAUAUUUGGGUCUCCCACCGCGGUGGUGACUGGUGCUUCCGGGAACAAGUUUCUAUUCACCAACGAGAACAAGCUCGUGGUCUCGUGGUGGCCAGAUUCCGUGAAUAAGAUAUUCCCUUCUUCAAUGGAGACGAGUUCCAAGGAGGAAGCCAAAAAGCUGAGGAUGCUUCUUUUGCCGUUCUUAAAGCCUGAGGGUUUGAGGAGGUAUGUAGGUGUUAUGGAUGAGAUUGCUCAUAGACAUUUUGAGACGGAAUGGGCCAAUCAAGAUCAGCUUAUUGUCUUACCUCUUACCAAAAAGUUCACGUUUUCCAUAGCAUGCCGUUUGUUUCUGAGCAUGGACGACCCGGAAAGAAUAAGAAAACUAGGAGAACCAUUCAAUAGGGUGGCGACUGGUGUCUUAUCAAUCCCAAUAAACCUUCCAGGAACACGGUUUAACCGAGCCAUCAAGGCGUCGAGGUUACUCAGAAAAGAGGUUUCCGCGAUCAUGAGGAGAAGGAAAGAAGAGGUGAAGGCCGGGAAAGUAUCAGCGGAACAGGACAUUCUAUCUCAUAUGUGUAUGAGUAUAGGAGAGACCAAAGAUGAUCAUGUCGCGGAUAAGAUUAUUGGAUUGUUGGUCGGAGGACAUGACACAGCAAGUAUCGUAUGUACUUUCAUUGUUAGCUAUCUUGCUGACUUCCCUCACGUCUACAAACGUGUACUACAAGAGCAAAAAGAUAUACUAACGGAAAAGGAAGGAAACGAAGGAUUAAGGUGGGAGGACAUUGAGAAAAUGAGAUAUUCAUGGAAUGUUGCAUGUGAAGUAAUGAGAAUUGUUCCUCCUCUUUCUGGCACUUUUCGUGAGGCCAUUGAUCACUUCUCUCUUAAGGGUUUUUACAUCCCCAAAGGAUGGAAGUUAUAUUGGAGUGCCAUCGCGACACAUAAAAAUCCAGACUACUUUCCAGAACCCGAUAGAUUUGAGCCAAACCGAUUUGAAGGAAGUGGUCCAAAGCCGUACACAUAUGUUCCAUUUGGAGGAGGACCUAGGAUGUGUCCAGGGAGAGAGUAUGCUCGUCUUGAGAUUCUUAUAUUUAUGCACCAUCUUGUUAAGAAGUUUAAGUGGGAAAAAGUGUUUCCAAAAGAGAAUAAAGUAGUGGUUGACCCCUUACCAAUACCAGCCAAGGGUCUCCCUAUUAGAGUUUCUCCUCAAUCUUGA